AUGACCCGUGCAACAAAGUCUGAAAUUGAGACAUACUUGGAAGAGGAUACCGAGGAGGAUAGUGAAAACUUUGAUGUUUUGGCAUGGUGGAAGGCACGCACAGAAAAGUUUCCUAUGCUAUCAACCAUGGCUCGAGAUUUUCUCGCAAUUCCUCUCAGUACAGUAUCUUCAGAAUCAGCCUUCAGUUUGGGAGGUAGGUUACUUGGAGAUGCAAGAAGCUCACUGACCCCCGAGACGUUGGAAGCUUUGGUGUGUGGGAAAGAUUGGCUGUACAUGGAAAAAAUUAUGGACAAUGAAAACAACUUGGUUCAUGCUGGGCAGCUUUGUGGUGUUGGUGUGAGCAUGACAGGAAUGUCACCCCAGCCACUUACAUUGCAACUCACGGGACAGAUCCACCUUCCAAUCAAGGUUCUAGUGCAGAGGGUGUCCAUUCAUUGUGAAAGACGUAAGAGGAGGGCAUCUCAGGGUGGACACAUCUUCUUUCAAAACCUUAGUCUUCUUGGCUAUCCCCUGUUUGGCUGUUUCCACUGGAUGUUGGUGCUCUAGUUUGCAUGCUGAAAGACAAUGUCGCGGUGACAAUCACAUUGGCAUGGAACGAUCUGGCUCUAUAUCAUGUGUUCUCUUGCAUAUCUCAGUUGGCUUGUGUAUGAGUUGAUAGAAAAGAGGAUUCUAUUUAUUUAGAGGUAUCUUGUAGAACUUAAGUACCAUUCUAUGGUGAUGCAGUGAAAUUCUUAUGUCCAGUUAGGUCCAUAUCACUGUUAAUCGAUGAACUUAUGUACCAUUCAAAAAUCUUAUGUACCAUUCUAUGGUGAUGCUGUUGGUUA
Messenger RNA from Panicum virgatum (switchgrass), 824 nucleotides. RefSeq lists its product as uncharacterized. The transcript has 5 exons. Gene Ontology annotation, molecular function: protein dimerization activity. The record is from RefSeq and is a predicted model, not a curated record. The coding region runs from base 1 to 546 and encodes 181 amino acids. NCBI's taxonomy places the organism in Eukaryota, Viridiplantae, Streptophyta, Magnoliopsida, Poales, Poaceae.